GGGGCAGCUGGAGGAGCCCAGCAGGGGUGACCCAGGCCUCAGGCCUCCCGACCAGGUCAGAAGCCCACCAGCCAGCCAACCCACCAGCUGGCCCUCACCCCCUGAUCCUGGUCUCCAGAGCAAUGAGUGGUGGGCAGAGGUUCCUUAAGGGGCUUCUGGGCGGGGUCUGUGGAUGGACUCCGGCCUGGAGAGUCGGGUUUGCCAUGAGGGGCUGUGGCCUGCAUGCCCCGUGCCCAGAGAUCACACCUGAGGAGCUGCCCAGGAGAGAUGGGGCUGAUGCAGUGUCCCUGGCACCCAGCCUGGAACCACCAAGUGUGGCCUUGAAUGCCAAGGCCACGGGCACACUCAAGAGGCCCACCAGCCUAAGCCGCCACGCCAGCGCUGCCGGCUUCCCACUGUCCGGAGCCAGCACCUGGACGCUGGGCCGUGGCCACCGCAGCCCACUGUCAACAGCCAGCCCAGCUGAGGGACCCAUCCAGGGACCCUGCCCCGACACUGUGGAGGACAUCUCCCACCUGCUGGCUGACGUGGCCCGCUUCGCCGAGGGCCUUGAGAAGCUGAAGGAGUGUGUUCUGCGUGAAGACCUCCUAGAGGCCCGCCGGCCGCUUGCCCAUGAGUGCCUGGGUGAGGCCCUCCGCGUGAUGCACCAGGUCAUCUCCAAGUACCCACUGCUGAACACCGUGGAGUCGCUCACAGCUGCCGGCACCCUCAUUGCCAAGGUCAAAGCCUUCCAUUAUGAGUGCAACAAUGAUUCAGACAAGCAGGAGUUUGAGAAGGCCUUGGAGACCAUCGCAGUCUCCUUCAGCAGCACUGUGUCCGAGUUCCUCAUGGGUGAAGUGGACAGCAGCAUCCUCCUCUCAGUGCCCCCUGGGGACCCGGGCCAGGUGAGCAGGGAUGGCCUGGGUGCUGCAGCACGGGGUCAGGCUGGCAGGGCGGGUGAGUCCCCCCCUGCCCGCUCUGUGGACCGUGGUCUCCCGCUCUGUCCAGGGGGGGCGGUGACUGUCUCCUGCAGGGUGGGCAUCAAACAGGACCCAGCCCGGACUGGACUCACCUGUCUCCCUCUGGUACAGUCCAUGGAGAACCUGUAUGGACAGGGGAGCGAGGGUGCCCCGCCCAGCAGUGAGGACUGUGAUGAGGGCUGCCUCUCCCCGGAGGCGGUGGACACGCUGCUGCAGCGCUGUGAGGGGGGUGUGGACGCCGCGCUGCAGUACGCCAAGAACAUGGCCAAGUACAUGAAGGACCUCAUCGGCUACCUGGAGAAGCGGAGCGCGCUGGAGAUGGACUUUGCCAAAGGCCUGCAGAAGAUCGUCCAGAACUGCAGACAGAGCGUCAUGCAGGAGCCGCACAUGCCCCUCCUGUCCAUCUACUCGCUGGCCCUGGAGCAGGACCUGGAGUUCGGCCACGGCCUGGUGCAGGCGUUGGGCACGCUGCAGACCCAGACCUUCGUGCAGCCCCUGAACCUGCGGCGGCUCGAGCACGAGAAGCGCAGGAAGGAGAUCAAGGAGUCUUGGCACCGUGCCCAGAGGAAGCUGCAAGAGGCAGAGUCCAAUCUGCGCAAGGCCAAGCAGGGCUACGUUCAGCGCUGCGAAGACCACGACAAGGCCCGCUUCCUAGUGGCCAAGGCGGAGGAAGAGCAGGCGGGCGCUGGCCCAGGUGCAGGGGGCGUGGCCUCCAAGACCCUGGACAAGAGGCGGCGCCUGGAGGAGGAGGCCAAAAACAAGGCGGAGGAGGAAGCCAUGGCCACGUACCGCACGUGCGUGGCAGACGCUAAGACGCAGAAGCAGGAGCUUGAGGACACCAAGGUGACGGCGCUCCGGCAGAUCCAGGAAGUCAUCCGGCAGAGCGACCAGACCAUCAAGUCGGCCACCAUCUCCUAUUACCAGAUGAUGCACAUGCAGACGGCCCCGCUGCCUGUGCACUUCCACAUGCUGUGCGAGAGCAGCAAGCUGUACGACCCGGGCCAGCAGUACGCCUCCCACGUGCGCCAGCUGCAGCGCGGCGAGGAGCCAGACGUGCACUACGACUUCGAGCCCCACGUCUCCGCCAACGCCUGGUCCCCGGUCUUGCGCGCCCGAAAGGGCAGCUUCAACGUCAGCGAUGCCGCGGUGGCGGAGGCCGCGGGCUGCCCCCCGGAGGAAGGUGGGCUCGGCGACGGGGAGCUUGCCAAGGAGCGCAGGGGUGGGCGCGGACACCAGGUGCACAAGUCGUGGCCGAUCGCCAUCUCAGACUCUGACGCCAGUCUGGACCCCAGCCCUGGCUCAGGGGACUUUAAGAAGUUCGAGCGCAUGUCUUCCAGUGGCACCAUGUCGUCCAGCGAGGAGCUGGCUGACCAGGAGGGCAGCACAGGCGCAUCAGCCUUUGACCAGGAUGACCUCAAUGGCAUGGCCCCGGAGCUGCCUGUGGCCAUGCCCAGAGGGCCCUUCCGCCACGUGGGGCUGUCCAAGGCGGCCCGUACCCACCGGCUCCGGAAGCUCCGCACGCCGGCCAAGUGCCGGGAGUGCAACAGCUACGUGUACUUCCAGGGCGCCGAGUGUGAGGAGUGCUGCCUGGCCUGCCACAAGAAGUGCCUGGAGACCCUGGCCAUCCAGUGUGGCCACAAGAAGCUGCAGGGCCGCCUGCAGCUCUUUGGCCAGGACUUCAGCCAGGCCGCCCGCAGCACCCCGGACGGCGUGCCCUUCAUCGUCAAGAAGUGUGUCUUCGAGAUCGAGCAGCGGGCGCUGCGCACCAAGGGCAUCUACCGGGUCAAUGGGGUGAAAACGCGCGUGGAGAAGCUGUGCCAGGCCUUCGAGAAUGGCAAGGAGCUGGUGGAGCUGUCGCAGGCCUCGCCCCAUGACAUCAGCAACGUCCUCAAGCUCUACCUGCGCCAGCUGCCUGAGCCGCUCAUCUCCUUCCGCCUCUACCAUGAGCUUGUGGGGCUGGCCAAGGACAGUCUGAAGGCAGAGGCCGAGGCCAAGGCGGCAACCCGAGGCCGGCCAGAUGUCACUGAGAGAGAGGCUGUGGCCGUGGCCAUGGCGGGCCGGCUGCGGGAGCUCCUGCGGGACCUGCCGCCGGAGAACUGGGCCACGCUGCAGUACCUGAUGCGGCACCUGCGCAGGAUCGUGGAGGUGGAGCAGGACAACAAGAUGACGCCGGGGAACCUGGGCAUCGUGUUUGGGCCCACGCUGCUGCGGCCCCGGCCCACGGAGGCCACCGUGUCCCUCUCCUCCCUGGUGGACUACCCCCACCAGGCCUGCAUCUUGGAGACCCUCAUCACCCACUACAGCCUGGUCUUUGAGGAGGAGCCCGAGGUGGCAUCCGGGUGCCAGGAUGUGACGUCCAACCAGGGGGCCGAGGUGGUGGUCCAGGAGCCGUACCCGGAGGUCAGCGGGGGCGCGGCCUUCCCCCUGCUGGAGGAGGCUGAGGAUGGGGGCCUCGAACCCCACGCUGCCUCCAAUGACUCCGACUCAGAACUGGAGGAGGCCUCGGACCUGCCGUCCCCGGCGGGUGGGGCGGCCCUGCACCGCCUCGGCUUCCUGGAGAAGCUGGGCAGCGAGGCGGGCGCGGAGGGCGGCCGGGACAGCCGCAGCGGCAGUGAGGAGCAGCUGGGCACUGCCACCGGGGAGGGGGAGGAUGGGCCCGGGCCUGGGGUCUGGGAGGACCUCGGGGAGGAGCCGGUCCAGCGGCUCGCCGAGCACAAUACCAACCAGUGCAACAACGUGGCUGCGGCCCGCCUGCCAGCCGUGAGGCUCCGCGGCGGGCGGCUGGCAGGGGGCGCAGGCUGGGAGAGGCGGCCAGAGUUCGUGUAGCUGGGGCAGCGGGCAGGUCUGCUCCAGGCUCCUGUCCCUGCGGACACGUCACCGAGAGGCCUCUCCUUCCGCCCACAGCGGCAAGGGCAUCACUGGCCAACUUUUCCAGAAGCUUCUGCCCACGCUGCUCCGCACGCCCACCAGGCCCCACUCCGCUGAGCUGGGGGGAUUCUGCUCUUGGAGUCGCCCAGGCUGUGAUGGAGGGACCCUGCCCAC
Molecule: messenger RNA, 4001 nt
Organism: Balaenoptera musculus (blue whale)
Lineage: Eukaryota; Metazoa; Chordata; Mammalia; Artiodactyla; Balaenopteridae
Gene: ARHGAP45
Product: Rho GTPase activating protein 45
Exons: 22
Coding region: 123-3785 (1220 amino acids)
Biological process (GO): signal transduction; activation of GTPase activity
Cellular component (GO): membrane
Molecular function (GO): GTPase activator activity
Source: RefSeq, a predicted model, not a curated record